Molecule: messenger RNA, 1946 nt
Organism: Arabidopsis thaliana (thale cress)
Lineage: Eukaryota; Viridiplantae; Streptophyta; Magnoliopsida; Brassicales; Brassicaceae
Product: FAD-binding Berberine family protein
Exons: 1
Coding region: 174-1754 (526 amino acids)
Molecular function (GO): oxidoreductase activity; flavin adenine dinucleotide binding; FAD binding
Source: RefSeq, marked reviewed
UUUUAAAUUUUUUUGCCAGAUGAUUGAUUACAGAAAUAUACUAUAAUAAGAUUAAUAAAUAAUUCAUUGAACAGAUAAGAACCUUGGACUUAAAUCCUACCUAUAUAAACACACACAACAUAAGCUUACAAAAUAUAUAAUCCAUACUCCCUAAAAUAGACAUCAAAACAAAAAUGGAAAAAUUACUCAUAAUUUGCAUGUUACUAAUCUCAGUUUUAGUUGCAACUUCACAGUCGCAAACCGAUCCAGAGACAUUCCUCCGAUGUCUCGUAAGAGAAGGAUCAAACCCACAGGUUUUCAUCUCCGACGUCACCUACAUCCCAUCAAACUCCUCUUUCACCACCGUCCUCCGCCGCCGCAUACCUAACCUCCGUUUCGACAAACCCACCACCCCAAAACCCAUCGCCAUCAUCACCCCCACCACGUGGUCACACAUUUCUCCGGUGCUAGCUUGCGCACGCUUGUUCCCUGUCCAGGUCAGGAUCCGAAGCGGCGGCCACGACUUCGAAGGACUCUCUUACACCUCCACAGCUCCGUUCUUCCUCAUCGACUUGCUCAACUUCAAAUCCGUUGAUGUGAAUCUCACGGAAGGAACGGCUUGGGUUGAUACCGGCGCUACACUGGGAGAGCUUUAUUAUAAAAUCGCUGAGAAAAGCAAUGUUCUUGGGUUUCCGGCGGGUUUGUGUACUACAUUGGGCGUUGGUGGACAUAUUAGCGGCGGAGGGUACGGGACAAUGAUGAGAAAGUAUGGUUUGUCGGUGGACAACGUUGUCGGCUCCAGGAUCAUCGACUCUAAUGGGAACACCUACUUCGAUCGAAUGUCGAUGGGGGAAGAGCUUUUCUGGGCGGUUCGAGGAGGUGGAGCCGCGAGUUUCGGCAUCGUGAUGGGAUACAAAAUCCGGUUGGUUCCGGUUCCGGAGAAAGUUACGGUUUUUAGCGUCGGAAAAACCGUCGGAGAAGGAGCCGUUGAUCUUAUAAUGAAGUGGCAGAACUUCUCUCAUAGUACGGAUCGGAAUUUGUUUGUGAAGCUGACUUUGACUUUAGUCAACGGUGCAAAGCCGGGUGAAAAAAAGGUUUUAGCGACUUUCAUUGGGAUGAAUCUUGGCGGGUUUGAUAAGACGUUGAACGUGAUGAACCGGGAUUUCCCGGAGUUAAAGCUGAAGAAAACCGAUUGUACCGAGAUGAGAUGGAUCGAUUCGGUUCUGUUUUGGGCCGGUUAUCCGGUUGGUACACCGACUUCUGUGCUACUAAACCCUACGGUCACAAAAAAGUUGUUCAUGAAACGGAAAUCGGACUACGUGAAGCGUCCGGUUUCGAGAACCGGCCUCGGUUUGAUACUCAAGAAAUUGGUUGAGUUGGAGAAAGUUGAAAUGAAUUGGAAUCCGUAUGGAGGAAGAAUGGGUGAGAUCCCGAGUUCGAGGACACCUUUCCCACAUAGAGGAGGCAAUUUGUUCAACAUUGAAUAUAUCAUAGACUGGUCAGAAGCUGGAGAUAAUGUGGAGAAGAAAUAUUUGGCGCUCGCAAAUGAGUUUUAUAGAUUCAUGACCCCGUACGUGUCUAGUAAUCCGAGGGAGGCGUUUUUGAAUUACCGUGAUAUUGACAUUGGGUCAAGUGGUAAUUCCACGUACGAGGAAGGUAAAAUCUAUGGGGCUAAAUAUUUCAAAGACAAUUUCGAGAGGUUAGUGGAUAUCAAAACCAAGUUCGAUGAGAUAAACUUUUGGAGGAACGAACAAAGUAUUCCGGUCCGGAAGUAAUAAGUUCAAUUCACAUGUAUUAAAGUUUUCAGCAAAAUAAACAAGGAUUAAUAUGUAUUGUUGUCAACUGUAUAAUGAUCUCUGAUUUGAUGAUAAAAUACAAGUGGUUGUUAACUUGUUCUCCUACAUUGCUAAUGAGAUAAUUCUAUCAAUGAUAGUCUAUCAUAUAGUAAUAAAAAUACAUGGAUUGGU